CGGCCAGUCCCGCAGGGCAGGUGAGGCUUGGCAGUCCGGUUCCUGCGCUUGGAGGACAGAUGUGUCCGGGCGUCGGCGCUCACGGACCCGAGACCAAGUGAAGCUUUCGGAAAAGGCAAGACGGCGGCCGGGAGAUGUCCGCGGAGAACCCCUGCGCCUCCGGCGCGCCCGAUGCUCCCUGCGCCCCCGGUGCGCCCGAUGCUCCCUGUGCCCCCGAUGCUCCCUGUGCCCAGGGACCGCCGCGCGCGCCCGGCCCGGAGCCACGCCUGGCCCGCCAGCUGCUGCCCGAGCUCUACAGCUUCCUGGCGCGCGUGCUGUUCUACCUGGCGCCCGUCUACCUGGCCGGCUACCUGGGGCUCAGCAUCACCUGGCUGCUGCUCGGCGCGCUGCUGUGGCUGUGGUGGCGCAGGAACCGCCGCGGGAAGCUCGGGCGCCUGGCGGCCGCCUUCGAGUUCCUCGACAACGAGCGCCAGUUCAUCAGCCGCGAGCUGCUGGGCCAGCACCUGCCGGCCUGGAUCCACUUCCCAGACGUGGAGCGGGUCGAGUGGGCCAACAAGAUCAUCUCCCAGAUCUGGCCCUACCUGAGCUUAAUUAUGGAAAACAAGGUCCGGGAGAAACUCGAGCCCAAGAUCCGGGAGAAGAGCGUCCACCUGAGGACCUUCACCUUCACCAAGCUCGACUUCGGACGGAAGUGCCCCAGGGUCAACGGGGUCCAGGCGCACAUCAGCAAGCACAACCGGAGGCAGGUGGUCCUGGACCUGCAGAUCUGCUACAUCGGGGACUGCAAGAUCAGCGUGGAGCUGCAGAAGAUACAGGCUGGUGUGAACGGGAUCCAGUUGCAGGGCACGCUGCGGGUCAUCCUGGACCCCCUCCUGGUGGACAAGCCCUUCGUGGGAGCCGUGACUGUGUUCUUCCUUCAGAAGCCGCACCUGCAGAUCAACUGGACGGGCCUGACCAACCUGCUGGACGCGCCGGGAAUCAAUGAGAUGUCAGACAGCCUGCUGGAGGACCUCAUCGCCGCCCACCUGGUGCUGCCCAACCGCGUGACUGUGCCCGUGAAGAAGGGCUUGGAUGUGACCAACCUGCGCUUCCCUCUGCCUUGCGGGGUGAUCAGAGUCCACUUGCUGGAGGCGGAGAAGCUGGCCCAGAUGGACCACUUCCUGGGGAUCCGAGGCAAGUCAGACCCCUACGCCAAGGUGGGCAUCGGCCUGCAGCACUUCCGCAGCAAGACCGUCUACAAGAACCUGAACCCCACCUGGAACGAGGUGUUUGAGUUCUUAGUGUACGAAGUCCCUGGGCAGGACCUGGAGGUGGACCUGUAUGACGAGGAUACUGACAGGGACGACUUCCUGGGCAGCCUGCAGAUCUGCCUCGGGGAUGUCAGGACCAACAGAGUGGUGGAUGAGUGGUUUGUCCUGAAUGACACAACCAGUGGGCGGCUGCACCUGCGGCUGGAGUGGCUUUCACUGAUCGCUGACCCUGAGGCUCUGACUGAGGACCACGCGGGCCUUUCCACUGCCAUCCUCGUGGUCUUCUUGGACAGCGCCUGCAACCUGCCGAGAAACCCUUUUGACUACCUGAAUGGUGAAUAUCGAGCCAAAAAACUCUCCAGAUUUGCCAAGAAUAAGGUGAGCAGAGACCCUUCUUCCUAUGUCAAGCUAUCUGUAGGCAAGAAGACAUAUGUGAGCAAGACCUGUCCCCGCAGCAAGGACCCCGUGUGGAGCCAGGUGUUCUCCUUCUUUGUGUGCAGUGUGGCAUCUGAGCAGCUGCGUCUCAAGGUCCUGGAUGACGACCAGGAGUGUGCUCUGGGAGUGCUGGAGUUACCCCUGUGCCAGAUUCUCCCCUAUGCAGACCUGACCCUCGAGCAGCGCUUCCAGCUGGACCACUCGGGCCUGGACAGCCUCAUCUCCAUGAGGCUGGUGCUUCGGUUCCUACGUGUGGAAGAACGAGAGCUGGGGAGCCCAUACACAGGACCUGAAGCCCUAAAGAAAGGCCCUCUGUUCAUUAAGAAGGUGGCCACCAAUCAAGGUCCCAAAGAUCCACCCCAGGGAGAGGGUCCUGCAGACUUGCCCUGCCCCCCAGACCCUGCUUCUGGUACCAAGGAAGCCUCCAAGAGCACCAUGACAGCCACCAGCGCCACCACUGCUGCCACCGAGCCCACACCCCAAGCGACAGGCCCAGAGCCGAAAGGCAAGGACAGUGCCAAAGGUUUCUGUGAGCCCAUGGGGGAGAAGAAGAGUUCGACCUCCAUCUUCCUGACUGUCCCAGGCUCCCACUCUCCAGGGCCCAUCAAGUCACCCAGACCCAUGAAAUGCCUUGCCUCCCCAUUCGCAUGGCCACCCGCGAGGCUGGCUCCCAGCAUGUCCUCACUCAACUCUCUGGCCACCUCCUGCUUUGACCUGACAGAUAUCAGCCUCACCAUUGAGGGCGGGGAUUUCAGGCCACGGAGGCUGGGCGAGAUUCAGCUCACGGUGCGUUAUGUGUGUCUGCGGCGCUGCCUCAGCGUGCUAAUCAACGGCUGCAGAAACCUGACACGCUGUACCAGCAGUGGAGUUGAUCCUUAUGUCCGUAUCUACUUGUUGCCAGAAAGGAGGUGGGCAAGUCGUAAGAAGACCUCAGUGAAGCGGAAGACCGUGGAACCCUGGUUUGAUGAGACAUUUGAAUUUUUUGUUCCCUUGGAAGAAGUACAGAAGAGGUCACUAGAUGUUGCAGUGAAAAACAGUAGGCCACUUGGCUCACACAGAAGGAAGGAGCUAGGAAAAGUGCUGAUUGAUUUAUCAAAAGAAGAUCUGAUUAUGGGCUUCUCACAAUGGUAUGAGCUCACUCCAGAUGGACAGCCCAGAAGUUGAUGAGCAACAUAAUCACCUUUAUAUUAAAAUGUGUACAUAUGUAUAGUCUGUAAUUUAAUUCAGAACCAUUUGAAAAUAUAUAUACAUACAUUCUUGUGUGAAUUUAACUGGAUAGUAUUAGGAAGAGGUAAACAUAAGUAAAAGCCAGAACUACUCUCUCUUGGUUGGAUUUAAUUGUUCAAAUCCCAAAAGAAAUGUGGUAUUCAUGGCUAAUCAAUUAUUAGAACCUCAGGAGUGAUUUUUUUCACUUUUGAUAGGUAAUUAUAGACCAUCUGACUUAGGCCUUGCCUGAAUGUGUCAAAAGUGCCCUAUCUCAGACAUAGGGGGUGGGGAGGAGGCUGCUUUUAUGAGACUAAAAGGUGACCCACCUCCAAAUUGCCAAAAGAUAAUACUACCUAAGCCCACUGCCACCUCUGGUACUCUUCUGCCUGGGGAUUUAUUCCUGUAUCUGAAUUGGAACUAAAAUGUAUUUUUUUCUGAUGGGGGGAACAAUGAGACAAUGAUAUACCUAAACACCUUGAGUUAAAUACUCGAGUGUGGAUGGCCUGGGACCAAACUCCAGCAUGUGGCCUUAUUUCCAUAGGAAAUGCAGGCCAGGUUCCAGACUCAGGUCUAUGUCUACACUCCCCUAGCAGAGCUGGACUCUGCUGCAGUCAGUGCCAGAGGGGCUUUCAGUAUCCUCUCAGACAGAUGUGGAAAUUCAGCUCCACUUUUCUAAGAGACAGCUGGUUCCCCUAAUAACAUGUAAAAAGCAAACCAUGUAAACUGUAUAUUUAAAUAAGUGCCUCUUUUGCAUUUCAAACUAUAAAACCAAAUAUUCUUGUUCUCAGCUGUGCCUAGAGCUGUUAUGAAGGUCACGUCCUUGUCUCUUUUAUCCACUCAGACAAUGCCCCGUUGCCAUCAGGUUUCUCUCCCCACUACUGCAUCCGAUGCAGCUUUUCUAAGAAUAGUAACAUCUUAAAGCACAGUUUACUCUGUUAUUCUCACUUAUAAAUUAUCUAUGAUUUUCUCUUUUCUAUAAGGUUAAAGCCCAUUUGCCUUUUAAACUUAACAUAAUCUAAUCUCCAAUUUUUUGCUACUUUAUUUGCUCUAUUCUAGAAUAGUCCAAAUAUUACCUCCUGCUUAUUAAAAUCCUACUCAGCUCUUAAAGGCCUAUCUCAAAUCCACCUCCUCCACUAGGCCAAUCCACACUGAAAUGGCCUCUCCCCACCACCUAUAGCAUACAAUACUGUCAAUACUGUGCAGUUUUCAUUUUAACAAUUCCCUGCUUAUAUUGUGUUUGGUAUUUUUUGUUUCCAUUUACUCUCCAAUUGAACUAUAGUGGAACCUCGGUUCUUGAACUUAAUUCAUUCUGGAAGGCUGUUAAAGGAGUGAUUUGUUCGAAAACCGAAUCAUUUUUCCCAUUAGAAAUAAUGUUAAUUCAAUUAAUCCAUUCCAGACCCCCAAAUGAUUCACUGCUUUAAUCUUUCUUAUAUACAGUACAUGUCUAAUGUACUUUUUAAUCUAUAAAUAAGCACUUAUUUUCUUAAAUUUAUCAAACCACCCCCUACUAGCCUUAAAUGAAUCACUUUCAGGUCAGCAUGCAGCAUCUUUAUUUGUUCAUUUAUCACUGCCUCCGAAAUGGCUGUCACUGACUGCUUUUUGUUUAUCCAAACCAACCGUUUUUCUACCUCUUGGCCUCCUUUAUGUCUUAAAAUUGUGCAAAUCAAUGACUUCCCCAGCAACAAAAGCAUUAUCUCUUUGUUGCCUGAGCCUUUCAUGCUGAGAUAUCAGCAUGAAAGGGUUGUCAGGUUGAAAACCGAAGUUUGGUUCCACAACCUAGACAUUUUUUCUGUGAGCAACUUGAUCAAGAGCAGAAUUGUUGGAGUUGGGAGACAUUGGAGAAAUGAGUUUUGACUAUAUAAGCUAUUUGAAUUGAUUUUCACCUCCAACAUCCAAGAUUAUGCUAAAUACAUGGUAGAUAUGUAAUUUGUUUCUGCUGAGAUUUCUAUCUUGAAUGACAAAUUCUCAUAAUAAAAUGGGGCAACUGAUGCCUGUCCUAUCUACCUCACAAUGGCAUUGUCAUGUUCAUUAAGUAGACAAAGGUCUUGAAAAUGGUGAAGUAAAAGGGAAUGUUACCAGAUAUCAUAUCCUGAAAUCUGGUAACCCUAAAACAACAGAUCAAAUUGGCAAAGCAGACAAGUGAAAACCUAUCUUUCCUCUUCCAAACACAUAGAAAACCUAGUUCAGUGGUUCUCAACCUUCUGGCCCUUUAUAUACAGUUCCUCAUGUUGUGACCCAACCAUAAAAUUAUUUUUGUUGCUACUUCCUAACUGUAAUGUUGCUACUAUUAUGAAUCGUAAUGUAAAUAUCUGAUAUGCAGGAUGGUCUUAGGCGACCCCUGUGAAAGGGUCAUUCGACCGCCAGAGGGGUCGCGACCCACAGGUUGAGAACCGCUGACCUAAAGCAUGAACAUUUAUUUUAAACAUGGUUGAUUAAAAAGUAACACAGGUAAGGUUAAAGAGGCAAUCUAAUGCAAUGUAUAGGAGUUGAAGGGGUGUUUAAGUGUUGAAGGGAACCUGAAUUUUAGCAUACACUAGCCAGGAGACAAGGCUACUUACUAUAUGAGGGACAAGGAGCCUGAAAAAUUUAGUGUCAUCAAGAAAAGACCUUUUCAAUAAAGACAAGGAAUUGGCUGUCAGCAAUGGGUGAAAACAGUCAGCUAAUCUCCCUUAUGGGUUCACAGGGUCUAAAGUUAACACAACUGACUUGGUAUGGGAAUCCCCCAAACUUGAAACAAGUGAAAACUGGUUUGGAACCUGGAACCAUGUGAAGCCCCGUAAGAGACAACCACAAACUGGCCCUUAGGGUUGCCUUUCCCAUCCAGGGCACGUGUGGACCACUGCAGCAGAUAACUCCCCUCAAGCAGCGGUUCUCCACCUUCCUAACGCCGCGACCCUUUAAUACAGCUCCUUAUGUUGUGGUGACCCCCAAUUUCAUUGUUACAAAUUGAACAUAAUUAAAGCAUAGUGAUUAAUCAAAAAAACAAUAUGUAAUUAUAUAUGUGUUUUCCGAUGGUCUUAGGCGACCCCUGUGAAAGGGUCAUUCGACCCCCAAAGGGGUCGAGACCCAGGGGUUGAGAACCGCUGCCCUAAAGGGAAGCUCACUGGAUAAAUUAUAAAAAGUAUAAUUUACAAAUAUGAAGCAGAUUAAACAAAAAUGGCCAGAUGUAUUUCAGCAAGAAGUCAGAAGUGGUGUGUGGGAAACAGUAGAGAGUAAAGAAAUCUGCAAAAUAUGUUGGUAACCCUCCGUAAGUCUUGAUUGUUUAAAAACAUACACAAGUCAAACAACUUGGGGUAUAUUAGACUAAAUGUGAAAGGCAAAACUAUAUAGCUAUAAGAUAAUAUAGGAAAAUAACAUUACAACUUCUGACUACGGAAAGAUUUCCUAAGACAUGAAGAGCACUAACUAUAACUAUCAAAAUUAGAUUCUGCAGUUCAUAAAAAGAAACUAUAGGAAAAUGGAAAGACACAAAAUGGAAGAAAACAUUUGCAACACAUGUAACUGUCAAAUCGCUCAUGUCCAGAAUAUACAAAUAAUUCUUAAAAACCAAUAGAAAGACAGUCCAACAGAAAAAUAAAGAUACAUAAAUGCACUUAAAAAAAAGAAAUAUAAAUGGCCAAUAACCAAAUAAAAAGAUGCUUACCUUUAUUAGUAACAACAGGAAUAAACAUUAAAAUAACAGCUCUAUACACUAGUCUGGAAAAAAAGUUUAAAAACUGAUUUACUUGGUAUUUGUUAGGAUAUGGAAAAGUAGGAACUCCUUUACAGGUGUUGCGAGUAUAAAACUGGUGCAACAACUUUGGAAAAUAGCUUGGCGUUUUCUUCUAAAACUGCAGAUACACAGUCCCUAUUAAAAGUAGCCACACUAUCAUCCCAGAGGCUCCAUUCACAUUGUUACCUAUAGAAAUGGUACUACCUCCAUUGUACAGUACACAGCCUCUGUGGCUACAUAUAGAAGUGUUUUCCCCUAAGAUCCAGCAGUUUUACUUCUUGGAUAUUGAUUCUAGAAAACUUGCACACAAGUGUACAAAGUUCCAUGUACAAGAACUUUCAUAGUGGCAGUUCAUAGUAGCUAAGAACUAGAAACAACCUAAAUAUCAAUCUCCAGUAGAACAAAUGGAUUGUAGAAUAUUCAUAGAGGAAUACUAGACAGCAAUGAAAACAAAUGGCCUAGACUUACACAACAACAUGGAUGUACAGUAAAAACAUAGUACUGACCAAAAUAAGAAAUGUUAAAAAUACACAUAUGAUUCCAUUUUUAUAAAGUUCAGAAACAGGCAAAAUUCAACUACCUUGGUUUAGGCAUACACACAAAAAUGACCAAACUAUUUUUACAAAAUAAACACUUCCUUACCUCUAAUGGUGGGUGGGGAGGCCUUCUGGAGUGCUUGUGAUGUUCUACUUCUUGGUUGUUGCAUGGUGUUCACUUUAUAAUCAUUUGUUAUACUUGACAUUUAUGGUUUUUAGCAUUUUUAACAUAUAUUUUACAAUAAAUAAAAGAUUAGUGAAAUAAAUGAAAAAGAAUAUCCAGCAACUAUUAAUUAAAAGGACAAGAUUGCAUUCAAGGCAAAAUGCAUUAGGAGCAAUAAAUAGAGAUAUUAAUCAAGAGGAUAUUAUCAACUAUGAAUUUGUAAAUACUUAUAAAAUGGAUUCAAAAUAUAUAAAACAAAAUUUGAAAAAUUCAAGAUACAGAGGCAGAGCUGCCUCAAACAGAUUGU
Molecule: messenger RNA, 7609 nt
Organism: Myotis daubentonii (Daubenton's bat)
Lineage: Eukaryota; Metazoa; Chordata; Mammalia; Chiroptera; Vespertilionidae
Gene: ESYT3
Product: extended synaptotagmin 3
Biological process (GO): lipid transport
Cellular component (GO): endoplasmic reticulum membrane
Molecular function (GO): calcium ion binding; calcium-dependent phospholipid binding; phosphatidylcholine binding
Source: RefSeq, a predicted model, not a curated record